AUGGCUUCUGAGACGAGUAGCUUGCUUAGUCGGCAGACAGGCUCGCAGCAGCAUCUGGAAGUUGGUGCCGUUUCUAAUCACGCCAAUAUUAAUCGUGGAAAUAAUAGCAACGCCAGUGGUAAUUCGAGUGACAGUGGCAAGGGCAAUGGAAAUAGCAACGGGAAACUGUACAGAGAAGACCAUAUGGAAGAGGAAUUCGAUACUCAGACAAUAGCUUCAUACGAUAGUGUGUAUAAUAGUGAUAUUGAUAAUGGAGUGCCUUUUGAUCCAGAACAUGGCCAUGCUCAUAGAAAAACACUGGGAAUCCCUACUGCGACAUUCCUGAUGCUGAAUAAAAUGAUUGGAACUGGAAUUUUCAGUAUUCCCUCGUCGGUUUAUGAGUUGACAGGCUCGGUAGGCUGGAGUCUUGUUCUGUGGAUCUUUGGCGGGCUGAUCGCUUACUCGGGUCUCAAUGUGUACCUGGAAUUCGGAGUGGAAAUCCCUAAAUCAGGAUCGGAAAAGAACUACCUCGAAAGAGUAUUCCGAAGACCCAAACAUUUGGCUCUUGUGACGUUUGCAGUUUCGUAUCUUUGUUUGAGUCACUCGACCAGCAAUUCAUAUGCGUUUGGCUUGUAUAUCCAGCUGGCAGCUGGAGUUAAAGAAACAAGUGAGAGUUAUACUCGAGUGAUUGCUGUGAUUACGGUAUUAUCAUGCAUCCUGCUUCAUGGAAUAUUCCCCAGAGCAGGCAGAUAUUUAUUUAAUGCGCUGGGAUUCUUUAAAGUGGUUGUUCUUGGUAUCAUCACCAUGAGCGGGUUUCUGGUUCUUAUUGGAGCUAUUAAACUGGACAAUCCCCCAGACAAUUUCACCAACAUGUUCCAGAACGACGGAAUGGGCGGUGAUGUAUACAGCAUAUCAAUCGCAUUGCUACGAGUGUUUUUCUCGUACCGAGGAUGGGACAAUUGUAACACAGUUAUGGGCGAGAUUAGGAACCCUGCUCAUACAAUGGGUAUUGCUGGUCCACUUGCUAUUGGAAUGGUGAUGUUUUUCUACUGUUUCUGCAACAUUGCGUAUUUUGCCGUGGUAUCGAAGCAAGAAAUCGCUGAUUCAGGAGUCAUUGUUGCUGGCAAGUUCUGUCAGAUCAUUUUCGGAGACUCCGUAGCUGCCCGAGUACUACCAUUUUUCAUUGCCCUUUCAAACCUGGGAAAUAUCCUUGUAGUGAGCUAUGCAGCUUCGCGAGUGACUGCCGAGCUUGGAAAACACUAUCUGAUUCCAUUCUCGCCCAUUAUCUCUUCAUACAAACCAUUCAACACGCCAUUUGUCGGAUUACUGAUGCACGCCAGUCUGACUGUCAUUCUUCUUGUGGUACCUCCACCCGGACGAGUGUACGAGUUUGUUGUCGACCUGUCGACAUACCCCAUCACAUUCAUAUCAUUUUCAGUAACGGCAGGACUUAUCUACCUCCAAUUCAACCGAGUCAAGGAGAACUGGGGCAACAAACCCGGCAGCUACCAUGCCCCAUUGUACCAUUCAGUAGCAUACCUACUCACAAACCUGUUCCUCAUCAUUGUCCCCUGGAUCCCUCCUCCCUACGAGCUCAAACCCGGCUCGUUCCCCUACUACGCGGUCCCACUCGGCGGUAUCAUCAUCAUGACCGCCGGACCUCUUUACUGGCUCCACUGGCGCAACUCGGAAAACGCUGCCCGCCUCGACGCCGAGAUCGAAAAAGGGCUCUACCUCCAAACGAGCUAA
Molecule: messenger RNA, 1728 nt
Organism: Sugiyamaella lignohabitans
Lineage: Eukaryota; Fungi; Ascomycota; Dipodascomycetes; Dipodascales; Trichomonascaceae
Gene: MUP1
Product: Mup1p
Exons: 1
Coding region: 1-1728 (575 amino acids)
Biological process (GO): amino acid transmembrane transport
Cellular component (GO): membrane
Molecular function (GO): L-amino acid transmembrane transporter activity
Source: RefSeq, a predicted model, not a curated record